AGAUUGAUAGAUAAAGAUCGCAGAAAACCCUUGGCCUCUGAUACUUUGACACGUUGACCAUAACCACAUGGGCAAGUGUGGAACCCACGUCCCACCCUUUUGUCCCCAUCAGUACAUAGUUUCUUACAGAAAAACUGACGGUGCUGGGUGAAGCAAGAGAUAGAAACAAAUGCUAAAAGUAACUGUCAGCUACAGUGUUAAUCUCAGAUCGAGACAAUGCUCGACACGUUUUUCAGAUUUUAGCUGACGAAUGGAGACGUUAUACGGCAAGCAGUGAGAGAUCUGAGUGCUUCACAUUCAUCAUCACUCUCAUGCUUGAUCAACUGGCGGGGCUCGGUUUCUUUUGUCACGCUAUGAUAUUCAGGGUAUUCAGUAGAUAAUAACGUUUUAAGGGUUUCUCUGGAAGCUUUGAAGAAGAAAAAGAUACGCGCCUGAUCAUCCACUAUGUACGUACGUUUCUGAUCAUUUAUAGAUGCCAGUACGUGAUAAAUAAUUGAAUGAUUUAGAAUGUUAAUACAAAAUUAAUUUUUCAAUAUGAUUGGUCCUAUAUACCUAAUAUCUUGAUUUUGGUAGGUGGUGGUGCAUGUAAAAAGACUUGAAAGAAUUGAUUACAAAAGUAUACUUACUUUCCGCCUAAAUAAAAAUUUCACAAUUAAACUUGUUUUAGCUAAAGUAGUUGAAUGAUGAAUAAAUCUAAAAGAAUUCAAUAUCAUGAGUACAAAACUAAAACACAAGAAAAAGAAUGCAGCGACUGUAUAAUUAAUAAAUAAAUAUUUUGAAUGCACAGCCUAUUACAUAAGGUAUUACUUACAAGUUGAGUUUAACAUGAUUACCAAAAAAGAAAAAUCAUACAAGUUGAGAGAAUAGACGGGGGACCUAGCUAUGGAUGGAUGGUCAGAGGGUAACAACUAACAACAAAGGUACAAGGAAGAAUAAUUCAGUUGCAAAUUCAAAUUGGUAUAAACGUUGAAUUCAUGACCUCCGCUAGCAUGUUUAAUGGACAAAAAAUAGUGCCAAAUAUAAAUCAUAAUCUCCAGGGCCGGUCCUAAUUUAGGGAUUUGUGGCAAUGUUUAUAUGAUUUUUAUUUUUACAAAUUUAAGGGUUUAAAAAAAAUUUGGGAGCUUAUGUCUGUGUAAUUUGCUAUAAAAAUUUUGGCUAUACGUUGCAAGUUUGAGAAUCGUAAGGGUUUUGGAAUGACUGAAACUGUGAUACGAUGAUGAGUGUCAGUGUGCUGUCUUUGGUCUCUUGAGAUACUCAUAUAAGCAAACACUAUUUUCGUAGUUUCUUUGGUCUCUCAUUAGUUUCAGAUACUUGAUGUUUUUCUUGGUAUGGAGAUCAAGUUGUUGACUCAUUGCAUUUUUUUAAAUGGCCCGUUUUGAUCAUGAACCAAUGGGAGUUAGAUUGUAGAAAAACGUUGUUUCGAAAGAUUAAAUUGUUUUCACACAAAAAAAAGAUUGAAUUGUGAAUUCUUUGGAUAACAUGGGCACGUCGUUGUCGAGGUUGAUUGAUCUUAAAGACAGAGGUGGAUGGGCUCAGAUUAAUCAUACGGUCUUACAGCUUUCCAUUUUUCUGAGCCUAGCCCUAACACAGAAUACGUUAUCCUCUUUGUGUUAAAAAAUAAUAAAUCAUACAAGGCCUAGUGGGCCGUUAAGUUCCCAUAUUAUAUCUUUCUUUUCUACUUUACGAGCCCAACUCGAAUAUGUUCUCAUCCAGGGGGGAGCCACAAUCAAUUAUGGUGGUCCACUGAUAUAUAAACAGAAAGAAAGACAUUAAAUACAAAAAAAAACAUUCAAUAUCAAUAUUUUGGCAAGGUUGCAGAAGUUAGAGCAUCAUUAUCCCACAUACUCAUUUAGGGGUCUUAAUAUUUUUUUAAUAAUUUUUAGUUGGAAAAGUGAGCUUAAGAGACUUAGUUAAGAGAUGGGUAUAUUUGUGUGGUCCAUUGCAAGUUUCUUAUUUUCGGAUUCUUAAAAAAAAUUAUGUGGAACAAUAAAAGAACAUAUAGAGGAGGGCAUGCUUGAUCUUCUCAUUACCUUUACCUCCAAGAAAGUUGCUUUAUGUGUGCGAGUCCAAGAGCUGAAGAACUAUCAGCAACACAAUGAUGGGAUUCCGUAGAGCUCCAUGGUUCUGUCGGUGUUGUUGGAGCAGACAGAAGCAACGAGAGUAAGCUUGAUGAAGUCAAGUCCAAUGGACACUCUGUAACACACACAUAAAAGGAAACAAAUCAGUUACAAAACCAUAAAGGCUGAAACUUUUUGCAAGAAAUCGAGAUUAGCAUGAGUUCCCUCUCUCUCUUAAUCUAGUCUUGAACCAUUAUAAUGCUAGUUACUAGUUACGAUCGAAGACCAGAAUCAACACUCACAAAAACACAACAGUGAUGUCAAUACACUUACUUGCCACAGUCUAAUAUACACAAUCAAACAAUGUUACAUAAGUGCCGCCACUUUUUGUGUUGUAACACGAUGUAUACAUUAAAAAAAAAUGAAUGCUUUACAUCAGUAUCUUUCAGAUAUUGAAUGAUGCAAAAAGACAACAAGAAUGCUAAUUUAACGCAAACCCAUCAAAGGAAUCGAGUCAACGUACUGGAUUAUUGAAGGGAAGCUUGAAGAGAGACACUUCUCAAAACCCAUCUAAAAGAGCCAACUUUACAACAAUCGGUUCCACCGCAACAGAGAGACACUUCUCAAUUCCAAAUGAAGAUCAGUCCCUUAAAGUUAUUAAAAUAUAAAGCUUGAAUGGAUGAAACUCACCAACCGAUUACGAUCCAGCUUGGACAAAAAAAACAAAAAAAAAAUCCAAAAAUGACAAAAUCAAAACCCAAAAGAAAACAUAUACACAAGAGCUAUGAAAACACAAUCGAUUUAAAUAAUUUUGGGAUGAGAAAAAAAAAGAACAAAACUUGAGGAAGAGAAGAGAGUUGCAGAGAGAAGAGGAGAAGAAACGUCUCCUAUUUAGGAGAUAUAAAACCCGUAUCUUCUUUUAAUUGAGAUUUUUCUUUUUUCUUUUAAUGUUAAUUAUGCUAAGAAACCCUACUAAAGACUGGGAUAAUGGUGCUCUUAGACAGUCAAAGGUUAGUUAGUACAUUUUGGUAUAUGUAUUGAUUUGUUCAUCCAGCCAUUUCUUUGGGAAGCUUCAUUUUUGUUUGAAUCUGGAUAAUAACUUUUAUUAAUUACCAUAAACUGUAUUUAGGUAAAUGAUAUUUGAUAUUUAAUAUCGUUACAAUUAGGUUUCUCAAAACAUAUACCUAUGUAACUUUGUAAAAAAUAUUAACUGAACAAGUUAAAAAAAAUUAAAAUUGGCUACUUACUAUUUUUUUUACUAAUAUCAACAUCUAGUUUAAAAACAAAAAAGUUGAUACCACAUGAUUUGCAUUAAAAUAAAAUAUGUACAUAAGUAAAAAAGUAAUAUAAUUUUAUAUAAUUUUACAAAAGUUAAAAACAUGGCGCUGAGUUUAUAUAUUAAGCUAAUUAAUCAUUUUCAAAACUCAUACACUUAAUUUAUUGCGGUAAGUAAAAUACGAGUGUGACUAAUAUUUUUUUCUCAAAAAAGCUAUUACUAGUUGGAUGUAAAUAAAAUAAUUAAAAAUGUAUAGGAGUAUUGAAUUGUUGUCUUGUAUUUUGGCUAUUACUCCCUCCGUUCCUAUAAGAUGUAUGUUCUGAAAAAAACAUUUGUUUCAAAAAGAUAUAUUUUUUACCUUUUCAAUGUAUGAUUUUAUGAAAAAUUAUAAGUUUCAAAAAAUUAAUGGUGUUUAUUGAAUUUCUAUUGGCUAAAAGUUAUGAAUAGAUGUUAUUUACAAAAAACAAUGCAUAUUUAAUGAGUUUUUUUAAUAUAUGUGAAAAGUCUAGAAUAUGCAUCUUUUAAAAACAGAGGAAGUAUUUAAUAAGAUCAGUUAAAAAAUCUAUACAAUUUUUUUUAAAUAACAUUUAUUAUUAAAUAUAUUAAAUUUAUACUCCCUCCGUUCCCGAAAGUAAGAUUUUCUAGAGUUUAUUUUUGUUCUACAAAAUAAGAUUUUCUUUAUUUUUAAGCUAUUUUUGUAUACUUUUGAGAAACAUUAGUUGUGAAUAUUUGAAUUGAUUAAAUUUUAUUGAUAGAUAUUUAUUGGAAAGUGUAUUGAAAAAUAAAUUGUAAACUAAAUUGUAAACAUUUAUUAUAUUUUUAAUAAACGUGAAAACUUUUUUUUCUUUUGAAAAACGUGAAAACUCUUGGAAAUCUUACAUUCGGGAACAUAGGGAAUACUAUCUAAGCUUCUUAAAAUGAGAUAUAUUAUUAUUUUCAGUUUACCAUUUGUUCGACCAUUUCCCAAAGUAUUAUAUAAAGAAAACAUUAGUAAAAUACUAAUGGAAGUAAUAAUAUUCUCUUAAAAAAUUGACUAGUAUAAGCACAAUAUAAUUUAUGUUAAAAUGUAUGAUAUAUAUAUGUGUGAGUAAUAAAUACGUAGUUUUGACUAUUGUGAACGCCGUAUUAAAUAUAUAAAAUUAAAUUAAAAUUCUUGUGAAAUAUUUAAAAGAUUCAUAUUUAAAGUACAAUAACUGUAAUUGGAUUCAUUUGUUUAAUAAAUAAUAAGAAAGAGUGAGAUUUGCAUAGUUGUUUUUUUCCUUUUAUCAGUUGUUAGUUAGUUUGAUAAGAAGAUACAUUUUCUUGAAAAGAUAUACAGCUAUUUUCAAAUUGUUUACAAAAAAAAAAAAAAAAAGGUGAUUUCUUUGCUUCUGGUCAUCCCAUUGUAGGGAAACUCCAUAAUUGUCAACAAGGAAAAGACAAUUUUGGUUGUCACUGGCAAAAAGGAAAGAGAGGAAAGGGUGGAGACUGGAGAGAAAGAGAGGGGUAGGAUGGUAAAUUGGAACAGACGGAGGCACCUUAUAAAAGGAAGACAGAAAUCACACAAACAGGCACCAUCUUCACCGCUUCAGACGAAACUCUUUCUUGAGGGAAAGAAAAAUCAAUAAUUAAUCCGAGGUUAAGCAGGGGAGAAAUGCCCAAGGAGAGACCAGUGCCAAGCAACAUGACAAGAGUGUCACCAUACCCGCUUCGCUCUUCAAGGACUCAAAGAGAGAUCCAACCUGAGUCGCCUAUCCAGACUCAAGGCCCAGGCGAGUGGGAGGACAUCAAGUGUGUAAUCUGCAUGGAACCUCCACACAAUGCCGUCCUCUUGAAGUGCUCUUCUUUCUCCAAGGGAUGCUGUACUUACAUGUGCGACACCAGUGGUCGUCACUCCAAUUGUUUCAAGCAGUACUGCAGAAAAAACACGAACCAGUUCACCAAGGCCAUACGCUGUCCUAACUGCAGAGGAGAGGUUAAAGAGACGAUCAAGGUGUCGGCUGCAAGGAGAUAUUUCAAUGCUAAACCGAGGUGCUGCGCUUUUGACGGUUGCACCUUCUCGGGGACUUACACUCAGAUAGAGAAGCACUUGAAAGCUGAUCAUCCCCGUUACACCAGACCCUUGGUCGACCCAGUGAGAGAGCGGGCGUGGGAUGAGAUGCAGAGAGCUGCUGAGUACACUGAAAUCAUGACUGCAGCGGGUCUUCCGCAUAAUACCCCCGAGCAUCUUAUGCAUCAUCAGCUUCCUCGUCAUCCGGUGAUUCAGAUCAGCGUGAAUGGAGUAGUGCGGAACUAUUUCUUUGCUGCUUUGCCUCGCAUACCAACAAGAGCGAUGGCCAUAGUUCCCAGUUGGACUCCCUCCUGAAGAAUUCAGAACCCAAAAAUUUGAAUGUUGUUCAAAGCUUUUUGAUGUGUAAUAGUUUUUUGUCGAUGUCUCGAUAGCAUCAUUCCUAAUGUUUAAAUGAUUUAGGUUAUCGUAUGUCUCAAUAGCAUCAUUCCUCCGAGUUCAGUGGUGGUCAACGCCAGCCAUGUCCGUCAGGGACCAACCACUUGAAGCUAUAAAUCAUGAAACCCAUAUCGCGCUGGUGGAACUACUAAGUCUACUAGUAGAUUAAAGAGAAGGUUACCUUAAAGUAGUGUAAACAGACAGGGCACUCAAAACCAGAAGGUCAUGCUCAUCCUCUGCCAUUGAGUAAACUCAUCAUAUACUUAUCUCCCUCUCCCUCCUUGAGGUGGGUCAUGCAUAUGGUGGUAAGAUGUUGAGAGCAAGAGUUGCCUUCUUCACCAAAUAUUCUCAUCAGUGAGACAAGAAUCACAGAGAGAGAGAGAGAGAGAGGUUUAGUCUCUAGUAUUCUCCUUGAAUCACACACUAACAUUUGUCCGAAAGGACCCUUCCCUCGGGGAAGUGUAUAUCGAGCAGAGCAAUCAGAAUCAAAUCAAGAGCGCUAUCUGAUGAUAUACUAUCUAUAGAAGGGUAAUGGAAAAUACAUAGCGGAUUAAAUCAACAAACAAUGUGGUCUAGGCUAGGCUAGCUAACCCAUAUCUAUAUAUCAAUCUCAAUCUAGUCUCUCCCUCCCAGUCCCAGCCCUGAGUAGCAUUUCAUUUCAUUUCAUCAUCAUCCAAUCCAACCUGCGAAGCGAUUCGGCUUCUUUCGAGUGAAAACAAAAAUCAAUCCACAAUUCAUCAUUUACCAAAAACCCAGUUUCACGAUCAAUCAAUCAAUCAAUCAGUCAAUCGACGUCUCUAAACAAUGCCAUUCAGAUUCAUAGACAAUCAUCAAUCAUCGCUGUGGAUCGGAUCGAGAUCUGCAGCGAAGCCCAUUUGGCGAGCGGAGACGGAGGAGGAGUGCAGAGAGAAAGGUGAGUGCCGCGAGCUUGAUUUCAGAUUCCAUUUCCAUUGAAUGAUUCUUCUCCUCAUGACCUACGACUUGUCCCGUGCGACGUUUUUUUUUUUUGUACGUGCCAGGUUUUCCCGCAUUUUUUCAUACUCCAAAAAAAAAAA
This is a messenger RNA of Brassica rapa (field mustard), 6813 nucleotides long. RefSeq lists its product as uncharacterized. The record is from RefSeq and is a predicted model, not a curated record. NCBI's taxonomy places the organism in Eukaryota, Viridiplantae, Streptophyta, Magnoliopsida, Brassicales, Brassicaceae.